AAUCCUGCUUCAACAAUAUUUUUAAUUCAAAAUAAACUGGGGGUGCUAAGCACCCCUGACACCCCCGUAUGUACGCCAAUGGUGGUACUCAAACGAAUAUUGUGUACGUUAAUCAUUUUUGUCACUCACGAUAGUGUUAUCAUUUAUUUUUUUCUAUCGUGCACAGAAAUGCAAAUUAAAAUUUUAGAAUAGAAUAGUUAAUUGUAAUGAUAUUAUUCAUGUUCCGUGGUAUGAUACGGUUCAAUAAACCCAUUCACACGACUCGUGUAACACAUUCUCGUCAUAUUAUUAAUUAUGCACGCAACCGAUUUAUUUUCGUUUUGAACGACCGUGUAUCUAUAAUAAUCUAAAUAUCUUACCACUUUUAAACGAGUAGCAAUUCUUGUUAAACGAACAAAAACAUUUUCCAAAGAUAAUCCCCAACCACCAUUAUGGAUCUUACAAACAUAUGUUGAAACACUUACCAAAACAUCGAAAUCUUUGGUACAGUGUUCAAAUUGCUCACUUAAUUUUCAAAGAAUGGACAGCACUGCCAUGGAACAGAAAUUGAAUAGCAAGGCUGCAGCGCUCACUGUAUUAAGUGAAGAACUGGAGAAAUGCCGAAUAGAACGUGAUCACUUGAAAAUCAUUUUAGAAAAUAAAAUGUUGCAUAGUACCUACAAUAGAAACUACCAGUUGAAUUAUGAUAAACUUGUUAGUCAACUAAGAGAAGAAAAUAAAUUACUAAGAUUGGAAGCAGAUAAUUUGCGCCAAAAAUUACAUGAUGCUCAAGGUGACAACCAAGUAUUGAGAACUGGUGGAUUUGUAAAAGAUUGUAUUAAUACUAUCUUAACUAGUACGGACAGCAAAGAAGAAUUGGUGAAAAAUUUAGAAAUAAUACAUUCAAAAUAUCAGCAGUUAAAACUUGAUUUUGGUUUGUUACUGGACGAUAAACAAGAAUUAAUCACAGAACGAGAUGGAUUUCGUAAUAAAAUACGACGAUUAAAUUAUGAACUAGCUGCCUCAUUAAAAGCCAAUAAAAAUCAAUCUAUUUUAGAUAUCGAUAGUAUAUUAUUUGAAAAUAAGUAUUUAAAUGAAAGAUUGCAGUUAGAGAUUGCUGAAAAGGAAAUGAUUAAGAAAACAAAUUCAAUAUACCAGAAUACAUCAAAUGAAGAAACAUCUCUUUUAUAUAGUAAUAAUUUGAUAGCCCGAAAAGUAGUUGCUUGCAAACAGAUGCAACAAAUUUUGGAGACUGGAAAUUUGCAAGCUUUAUUUUCAAACAGCACAACACUUGCAGAUUUAAGAAAAUUAUGUCAAACAUUAUUUGAAGCAUUGCAAGAUAAAACUAUAGCGUUCAAUCAUCAGAAAAAAACUAAUAAGAUAUUAGCAAAACGAUUGGAAGACUUAGAAAAACGUUUGAAAACAAUUAACCAGGGAGAAGCCAUUAUGUCGCCAACACAGAUUUUAUUGAACGAAUGUGCAAAUAUAUCUGAUGAAACUGAUAUUGAUACAAGCUCUAUUGAUGAACCAAGUCCUUGUAUAAUUUCUGAAGAUGAUCCUGCAAUUGAAUCUAAUAAUUUUGAUGAAUAUCCUAAUGAAAUGAAUACUUUACCGAAAAAUAUACAACAACUUGUUACUGAGGCCAUGAAAACAAUGACAUUCGAACCAUCAACUGCAACCUCUAAUACUGUUGAUCACGAUUUUACUCAGAUAUAAUAAAUCAUACAAUGUAUCGUACAA
This is a messenger RNA of Sipha flava (yellow sugarcane aphid), 1719 nucleotides long. RefSeq names its product coiled-coil domain-containing protein 149. The record is from RefSeq and is a predicted model, not a curated record. Lineage: Eukaryota; Metazoa; Arthropoda; Insecta; Hemiptera; Aphididae.